UGGGAAUUGUAAGAAGUACAUUAGGUACCUAGGUACCUCGUUACCUAAUACAAUUGAUUCCAACCUUCAUAACACAAUCAACUUUUCACCCUCCUUCCGACCCAGGGAAUAACAAGAGCAAAACAACUACGAUGGAUAAGUCCGACCUCAUAUUAUAUGCUAAGGAGUAUGCGACCACGCAGGAUCUAUACGAGCUUCUCGGUGUAACAUCUGACACGCCCAAAGAAGACGUCCACCGCGCUUGGCGCAAGCGCAGCUUGAAAUACCAUCCUGACAAAGCAGGAGCCAACUUCGACCCGGCGAAAUGGGAACUGUUCGAGCGAGCGCGGGACGUACUGUCCGACGCCCCGGCGCGCGAGGUCUACGACUCGCAACGGUCCGCCGCCCUCCUGCGCGAACAGCAGCGCCGCGCCAUGGACUCUAAGCGACGCGCCAUGGUAGAGGAUCUCGAAGCGCGAGAGCGCGGGGCCAUCAAGCGCCCGCGCGGUGAGGACGACGGCCCUACGAUGAGCGAAGCCGAGAGGAGACGACUGGUCGAAGCUGGAAAACGGCGUCUGGAAGAGAGGCAGAGAUUAAUGAGAGAAGCGGAGGAGAGGGAAAGGCAGCGAGAAAAAGAACAAAUGGUACAAGAGAGUAAAGAGAACCAGAAGAAGGCGCAGCCGCCAAACCCGGAGGAACGAGGAGGCCGAAGAAAAACACCAGAUACUUCGAGCGCAGCUGAGUCGAGGAUGGAUAUCGACCCAGAGCCGCCAGCGAAGAACGGCGGCGGCUAUGAUGACCAGAUCGCGGAUCUCGAGCGACGGCUAGAGGAGGCGCGGCAGCGGAAAGCAGCCAAGAAGGAAAAGAAGACAGGGCGGAAGAACGGCGAUGAGAAGCACAAGACACAUGAGACUAUACCUACUCCCGAAGCCUCGCGGGGACCACAAGCUGACGAAAAGAAAGGCACUUCCACGUCGGGAACAGCAAAAACAUUUUCCUUCUCCACCUCUGCGUCCACCAACGGCAAUACUUCCACUAGCGGCAAGCCCAGGGCUAAAGGGGACUUCGCGUCGACGAUGGCUAGGCUGCGUGCCGCGCAGGCUGAGAAAGAGGCUCAGAAGAAAGCGGAAGAAGAAGAAGAAGCUGCUGCUGCUGCUGCUUCUGUGGCUGCUGAUGGCGUUGGUACCUAAUUAAACGACGGGGAUUAGGUGUCCCUGUCUAGAUACCUAGCUGCCGUUGUUCUCGAUUUUGUCUCUACUACGUGUUAUGAUACCCCCCGACCUUCUAUCGGAAGGAUUCUACUUGAAGUGCACGUGUUAGAAUAGAGAGAAUAUAUAUUCAAAAUACCUAACGUAGAGUACAGGUCUUAAUUCUUAAUAGCGAAUAUUGGGAUAAUUCCAAGCCUGUGGCACGG
Molecule: messenger RNA, 1393 nt
Organism: Daldinia decipiens
Lineage: Eukaryota; Fungi; Ascomycota; Sordariomycetes; Xylariales; Hypoxylaceae
Exons: 2
Coding region: 132-1169 (345 amino acids)
Biological process (GO): spliceosomal complex disassembly
Cellular component (GO): spliceosomal complex
Source: RefSeq, a predicted model, not a curated record